Molecule: messenger RNA, 504 nt
Organism: Verticillium alfalfae VaMs.102
Lineage: Eukaryota; Fungi; Ascomycota; Sordariomycetes; Glomerellales; Plectosphaerellaceae
Exons: 1
Coding region: 1-504 (167 amino acids)
Source: RefSeq, a predicted model, not a curated record
AUGAGACGACGUGUCUCCGUGUCAGGAUAUGUCAUCCAGGAGCUCAACCCCAAAUCUCCAGCUCAUGCUUCUCCUGGGACAAGAAUUGGCGGGGUUCUGCUGCCAUUCGCCUCUCUCCCAGCUCCCCGUCCCAAGCCCAAGUCCGAGACCCGGCCCCUCGCAUAUCCUCACCAGUGUCAGAGGUUCGGGUUGCCAGUCCAUCGGCUCUGGCUGCCCCUCAUGCGCAUCUACAUCCUCAGCCCAGUCAUCGAUAGUCCACCGUGCCUGCUGGACGAGCCUGUUCAGAUCGUGUUUCAACUGAAGGUUUCGCCGGUGGAUGCGUGCUCGUUCGCCGUCAAAUUUGGCGUGGGCGUGGAGAUCGAUUGGGGAACGUUUCGGCCGGGUCUCUCGCGGGUGGCCACCACGACUGUGUUUCCCCUCGCGGCCGCCGCGGCGUUCUUGUCGUUGCUCGUGGCCUCGCCGGGGUCUCGCGUCGGGCAAGGACUCUUGCGAUGGUUGGUCUGA